This is a messenger RNA of Cooperia oncophora, 282 nucleotides long. NCBI's taxonomy places the organism in Eukaryota, Metazoa, Nematoda, Chromadorea, Rhabditida, Trichostrongylidae. The record is from the annotation of a GenBank genome assembly.
AUGAAAGUACUUCGCCUGAAAACGAGCAGUUUAGGCGAUCUGUUUUAUGAUGAAACUGACGCACUUAACGAGACGUCGGAAUGGUUCAGAGAAGCUUGGAGUCCAAUUGUUGGAAAAAACAGCCGCGACAAAGUGAUCUGCCAUGCGAACUAUAUCAUUCCAGGACAUGGAAAACUGUUCAAAGUUAGUCAACGCAUGAAGGAGAUGGCCAGUUGCAACAAAACACUCAACUCCCCAACGGAAGAGCUACAUUCAACAGUUCAAGUAUACUGUUUUUACUGA